AAGAGGGGUCUUCUUACCUCUUUUCUAUUCAAUUGAUUCACUAGAACAAAAAAACCCUCCAGCUUCUUCAAGAGAAAAAUGGCCUCCAAAUCCAGCGAAGGAUUUCCAUCACCGAAGGAUUUCGACCAGCAAAGGAUUUCGAUUCAUAUUACUCUCUACCACAAUAGCUAAACCCCACUAUUAGUGGAAAAGAAGUAACUUGAAGGUGAUAAAAGAAGCACUUGACAUAAAUUGGGAAGCUGAAAAUGGUAUUAUCAAACGCCUCUGCCUCUCUGUAGCAUGUGGCGAGCUGUAGCGUCGCUUUUUUGCAAAAAAAAAAAAGAGAAGAAUACAGCAGCAGCGAUCUGUUAAAACAAAAAUUAGGGCUCGCUAUUUCUUUACUCUUUCUCCUUCUAGUCGACAGCAGACCAGCAAUUUCCUUUAUUCUUCAAGUUUCUUCAUCGGGAUAUUCAAUGAGUAAUGGAGAUAAAAGUUGGAUAGGUCUUCGAAGAUCCACCGAUGAUUAUAUUCGUGGAGUAAAUGAUUUUCUUGACAAAGCGUUUGAACGAUCUUCCCAAGAAAAUAAAAUAUUAUGACCCUAUAAAAAGUGCUUUAAUCGUUAUUGGCAUUAUAGAAAUGUGGUGGAGGAUCACUUAAUUGCUUAUGGGUUUACAUAUGGAUACACCGAAUGGGUUUUUCACGGAGAGUUUUCCUCGAGAGAUUGGCCACAUCCAACCAAUGAUGAUGAUGGUUUCGAUAUGCAUGACGAUAUUGAUAGUCUGCUUCAUGAUACUUUUAGAAAUGUAGAAGGUGACUUGAGCCAUGAAGAAGUGAGAGAGGGACCAUCUGAAGAUGCAAAGAGAUUUUUUAAAUUAGUGGAGUAAGGAAAACAAGAGUUGUAUCCAGGGUGUGAAAGUUUCUCUAAACUGGAUUUUACCAUUAGGUUGUUCUUGUUUAAAUGCAUUCAUGGGUUGAGUAAUGUGGCAUUUUCUGACUUGUUAGACUUGAUAAAAGAGGCAUUUCCAUUUGCUAAAUUACCUGAGUCUUUUCACAAGGCAAAAAAUGUGAUAAAAGAUUUGGGUCUUCAUUAUGAUAAAAUACAUGCAUGCCCUAACGAUUGCAUGUUAUUUUGGAAUGAGAAUGAGAAAGCAGAUAAUUGCUCUGUGUGUGGAUCUUCUAGAUGGAAGAAUGUGCGUGAUGGCUUGACUAAUAGGAACACUAAAGUUGCUGCAAAGGUUUUAAGGUACUUUCCUUUAAAGCCUAGGCUUCAGAGGAUAUUCAUGUGUUCUGAAAUAGCUGUAGCAAUGAGAUGGCAUGCUACUGAACGACCCAAAGAUGGAAAUAUAAAACAUUCUGCUGAUGGGGAAGCUUGGAAGGAUUUUGACUUGUUGCACCCGAACUUCUCUAAAGAUCCUCGUAAUGUUAGAUUGGGUCUUUCAAGCGACGGUUUUAACCCAUUUCGAACCAUGAGCAUUUCCCAUAGUACAUGGCCAGUCAUGUUAAUGAACUAUAAUUUAUCACCAUGGAUUUGCAUGAAGCCGGAGUAUAUAAUGUUGUCAAUGAUCAUUCCAGGUCCAUCAUCUCCAGGAAAGGAUAUAGAUGUGUACCUACAACCACUAAUUGCUAAGUUGAAGGAACUGUGGAAAAAGUGAGUAGAAACAUAUGAUGCUGAAACUAACCAAACAUUUUUAAUGCGUGCAGCCUUAUUGUGGACAGUUAGUGAUUUUCCAGCAUUAUCAAUGCUUUCCGGAUGGAGCACCAAGGCGAGAUGGGCAUGCCCCACUUGUAAUUAUGAUACUUGCUCUCAAUAUCUCAAACAUAGUCGUAAGAUGUGUUACUUGGGGCAUCGGGCAUUUUUACCGCAUGAUCAUCCAUUUCGGAAAGAUAAGAAAUCAUUCAAUGGUGAAGAGGAGCAUCGAGCCAUGCCUACUCCAUUAUCGGGGGUAGAAGUGCUCGAAGAACUACGUGAAUUCAAUAUUAUCUUUGGAAAAGGCCAAAAGAAAAGGCCUCGGCGUAAUGACGGUCCGUGGAAGAAAAGAUCCAUCUUUUUUGAAUUUCCAUAUUGGGUACAUAAUAAAUUGAGGCACAAUCUUGACAUGAUGCAUAUAGAGAAGAACAUAUGUGAUAGUUUUCUUGGGACUUUGUUAGAUAUACCUGGAAAGUCCAAGGAUCAUGUAAAUUCUCGCUAUGAUUUGCAAGAAAUGGGGAUACGCAAGGAGCUUCAACCAUUAAAAGAUGAUAAAAAUGGAAAAGUUCAUCUAGCUAAAGCUUGUUACUCCAUGAAACCGGAAGAAAAAAGAUUAUUUUGCACCGUCUUAAAGAAUGUCAAAUUACCAAAAGGGUGUGCCUCAAAUAUAUCACAUCGAGUGCAAGUGGAGGAGAUGAAAAUAUCAGGAUACAAGAGCCAUGAUGCUAAUUUCAUAAUGCAUUACUUGCUCCAAGUUGCGGUUAUAAAAGUGUUACCCAAGAAUGUCUCUUUGGCCUUGAUUAGGUUGGGAAAUUAUUUUAGAACCAUAUGUAGUAAAGUUAUAAGGCAAAAUGAUCUUGAUAAAAUGAUGUCUGAAAUUAUAGAUAUAGCAUGUGACCUCGAAACAAUUUUCCCGCCAACCUUUUUUGAUAUAAUGACACAUUUGCCUAUCCAUUUAGUGAAUGAAAUUAAGCUUGGCGGUCCGACUCAUUUGCGUUGGAUGUAUCCCUUGGAGAAAAACCUGUGUAAGUACAAAGCAUUUGUUCGUAAUCGAACUCAUCCAGAAGCAUCAAUAGUAGAGGGAUUUUUGGCAGAAGAAUGCUUGAACUUUUGUUCGAGAUACUUACAUGAUGGGGUGAAGACAAGAUUCAGUCGCUAUCAAACUGAAGAUGAUGAAGGCAUUCAAAUAGAGGGAGAUGAUUCUUCACCUAUAUUUCCUAAUAUAGGCCAUCCAAUCGGAAGUAAGAAUAAAAGGAAAGGCAAGACUUUUGACAUGGAUUUACAGUUAUGGUCUGAAGCACAUCGAUAUGUUUUGUUCAAUACUGGAGAUGAACAAGUUGAGGCAUUUAUCAAUACAGAUGAUACUUUUGUACUAGCAUCUCAAGUACAUCAAGUUUUUUAUGUGGAGGAUCCAAUUGAGAAAGAUGUUUAUUAUGCAAGAAAUAAAGUCCCUGUUGAUUUAUAUGAUUUGGAAGAAGAGAAUUGUCCUAAUAUUGGAGAAACAUUUUGGAGAGAGCAUAAUGAUGAUAUUGGUUCAUCAAAUAUAUUACUCGACGUGGAUGCCAGAUGGUCGAGAGAAGAUAUACCUGCUGAUAUCAUUGAUAUGCCUUCUCAAUCACAAGAUACAACUAUGGAAACAUCGGAAGAGGAGGAUGAGUAUGAUGAUACCGAUUGGGAUUGGAUGGAGGCUGAUGAUUGAUAAAUGAUCUUCUGAACUUAUUUAAAUAUAUAGUCGUCAUUGUUUUUUAGGUUUAUACCAGCAAUUGUUACUGAUUGUAGAUUCAAGUAAGUUGCAUAAAGUUUUUUUUUUCAAAUUUAGAUGUCAUGGGUCAAGAAGGGUCUUCUAGAAAAAAAUAAAAAUGGAAAAAACUCAUCAUAUGUUCAAGCUGGAAGUUUAUCAUGUUUGGCAAAAAAAAAGAAUGUCAUUGACAACAAAAGAAACCGUUCAAGCUAUACGGUCAGAGAAAGAGCAUUUGCUAAAACUAAUUGAAGAACAACCAACAAUAGGAGAACGAUCUGAAGCAAAUGAACGACAUAUAGAGGAGCAAUUUGUAGAGGGGCACAUUGCAGAUGAGCAGAUGCAAAUAGAUUCUACCGCUCCUACAGCUAAUGAACGAUCCGAAGAACAAGGUAAGUCUACAUAACUUAGAAUCACCUCUGAUUUUUUGUAUUUUGUUGUAGCUUCUGGUCCUGUAACUCCAAAAAAAAAGAGGUAGGACACAAAUGCGUAGUGUCCAUAGCCGAAAGACGCGUAAGGUGAUCACACUUAACAAUUUGAAUCAGCCCAUUGGUCCUACUAAAGAAGAUGUAAGAGAGUUUGGUAGCUUCCUCGGUACAUUGGCAAGGACUGCAACUCUUUGCCCGGUGGAUAUAUUGGAUUGGAGGAAAAUGGACACAAAAGACGAUUUAUGGACAUAUACCAAGGAAAAAACAAAGGAACCUGUAUCACUUAAGGAGAUGUUUGUGGCCACAUGAGCAAGAAAACCUGGGCGUGCAUACAAGCACUCAGACGAAAAUACAACUAGUAAAAUUGCUGAAAUGGAAAAAAUUGAAAUAUAACAAAGUGUAGAUGACAGUCAGUCUGUUGAUGCAUUUUCAUCUGUCAUGGGUCCUGAACAUCCAGGACGUUUAAGAUUAUAUGGACGGGGGGUUACAAAGACUACUUUGAAAGGAAAAGUGGCCCAUUUCAUACCGACUUCAAAUGCCACAAAUUAUACAGUGCAAGAAAUGCAAGAAAGGAUUCGAAAGAUGGAGGAACAAAAGAGAACUAUGCGACAAGAAAUUACUGCAGAUGUAAUUGCUCAACUUCAGCGUGCAGGAUUAAUUAAUCCAAACAUACUAGCAACAUUGUCUGUUUCGUCACUAGGAGAAGCUACCUCUGCACCACAAGCUGCUAAUCAACUGAUCCGUCGACCAUCUGCAGGUAGCAACAAUUAAGGUGGAGAACUUGAAGUAGGCGACCAAAGUGAUGAAGAUCUUACUUAGGAGUAUUAGGUUGAUUCAUGAUGAAACUAGAAAUAUUUUAUUUUUGUACACUUUGGAAACUUAUGUGUUCCAAUUCACUGGCAGAUAUUGUUAAAUGUUUUACUUUUAUGAAUAUUACACCUAUUAUGGAUUCU
Nicotiana tabacum (common tobacco) is the source of this 4785-nucleotide messenger RNA. RefSeq lists its product as uncharacterized. Lineage: Eukaryota; Viridiplantae; Streptophyta; Magnoliopsida; Solanales; Solanaceae. The record is from RefSeq and is a predicted model, not a curated record.